Ochotona curzoniae (black-lipped pika) is the source of this 1057-nucleotide messenger RNA. It is a transcript of the gene PMVK, whose product is annotated as phosphomevalonate kinase. The record is from RefSeq and is a predicted model, not a curated record. Gene Ontology annotation, biological process: cholesterol biosynthetic process; isopentenyl diphosphate biosynthetic process, mevalonate pathway. NCBI's taxonomy places the organism in Eukaryota, Metazoa, Chordata, Mammalia, Lagomorpha, Ochotonidae. Gene Ontology annotation, molecular function: phosphomevalonate kinase activity. The transcript has 5 exons. Bases 213 to 791 code for a protein of 192 amino acids. Gene Ontology annotation, cellular component: cytoplasm.
GGGGGCUGCCUCAGGGGUCCGGGCGGUCCUGGGAAUGAAGGUUUCUCUGCAGGGUUCUCUCCUCCUUUCUGUCUCUGUUUAGACGCGGGUGGAAACAUGGGGGCGCGGUUUCGGGCUCGUCUGCCCUCUGCGUAGGCAGGAGGAGGGCGGGCGGCACCCCUCGGCUGCCCGCGUGGGCUGGGGAAGCCUCGGCCGAGCGCUCGCCCGGCCCCAUGGCCCCGCAGGGAGGCGCCCCGCGGCUGGUGCUGCUGUUCAGCGGGAAGAGGAAAUCCGGGAAGGACUUCGUGACCGAGGCUCUGCAGCGCAGGCUUGGCGCUGGCGUCUGUGCUAUCCUCCGGCUCUCUGGUCCACUCAAGGAACAGUAUGCUCAGGAGCACGGCUUGGACUUUCAGAGACUCCUGGACGCCAGCACUUACAAGGAGGCCUAUCGGAGGGACAUGAUCCGCUGGGGAGAGGAGAAGCGCCAGGCCGACCCAGGCUUCUUCUGCAGGAAGAUUGUGGAGGGCGUCUCCCAGCCCAUCUGGCUGGUGAGUGACGCACGGAGGGUAUCCGACAUCCAGUGGUUUCAGGAGGCCUAUGGGGCUGUGACGCAGACGGUCCGUGUGGUGGCCUCGGAGCAGAGCCGACAGCAGCGGGGCUGGGUGUUCACGCUGGGGGUAGACGAUGCUGAGUCAGAAUGUGGCCUGGAUGACUUUGGGGACUUCGACUGGGUCCUGGAGAACCACGGAGACGCCCAGCACCUGGAGGAGCAGUUGGGGAAGCUGCUGGAGUUUGUCCGCUCCAGGCUUUAGGGCUCUGGGGUGGUGCUGUGGUGCUGUGGUGCAGGGCAGGGGAAGGCCCCUGAUUGUGCAGACAGCCUAAAACUGAGUUUCUGCGAGUGCUGGUGGAUGCUGGAUAUGUUGGGAGAUCUGUGGGGACCCUGUUUUCUCCACAGAGAGACUACCUCAGCCUCCAAGAGGGGAGACAGCUGUGUGUGGAGCAGAAGCAUUGGCCUGCAGUGGUCUCGAUUCCCUGAGUUGGGCUGCCCUGUGGGGUUCCAAUAAACCUCCUUGAGGCA